Messenger RNA from Andrographis paniculata, 654 nucleotides. Its product is annotated as 3'-5' exonuclease-like. Gene Ontology annotation, cellular component: cytoplasm; nucleus. The transcript has a single exon. The coding region runs from base 1 to 654 and encodes 217 amino acids. The record is from RefSeq and is a predicted model, not a curated record. NCBI's taxonomy places the organism in Eukaryota, Viridiplantae, Streptophyta, Magnoliopsida, Lamiales, Acanthaceae. Gene Ontology annotation, molecular function: nucleic acid binding; 3'-5' exonuclease activity. Gene Ontology annotation, biological process: nucleobase-containing compound metabolic process.
AUGUCUAACAGUUUCUUAAGAGCAGAUCCUUACCUCAAUUCCUCUUCCAUUUCCUACAAUGCAGCGACCUCCAAAUACGUCGUGACCUUCGCCGGAACCGCCAUAGAAACGACGGUUACCGACAAGGCCGCCGUCGCCGCCGCCUGGGUCGCUGACAUCACUUCCCUGUACGGCGAUGCCCCCGCCGUCGUCGGCCUCGACGUCGAGUGGCGUCCGCACCAGAUCAAAUCGAUGAGUAACAAAUCAGCCACUCUGCAGCUUUGCAUCGCAGACAAAUGCCUGAUUCUGCAGCUGUUCUACAUGGACGAAGUCCCCAUUUCAAUUAGGGAUUUUCUGAUGAACCCUAAUUUCACGUUCGUCGGAAUCGAGGUCGCCGACGACGCCAGGAAGCUGAGCGCCGAGUACGGGCUUAGUUGCGCGCGGUGCGGCGACAUUCGCGACGCUGCGAAGCUCCGGUGGCCGGGGAGAUUCUCGCGGCCGGGGCUGAAGGAUCUGGCGAAGGAGAUUUGUGGAAUGGCGAUGAAGAAGCCGCGUCACGUGUGCAUGAGUAAUUGGGAAAUUAGGGUUUUGAGUGAGGCGCAGAUUGAGUAUGCUUGUAUUGAUGCUUUUGCUUCUUAUAGGAUUGGGCACAAGCUUUUUAUUGAGAAGGCGUGA